CAACUCGUUUUCCAACGUCCCAGUUCGCUUGAACGCAUCUAAGUGACGUCAUCAUUCAGUUCGCCCUGGUGGCUGAUGGGAUGGAUAUUGCAUGUUUGCAAACAUUAGCAAGAAGAAACUUAACACGUGGUGUUUAUACAUAUUAGGCCAUGGAUAGACAUACUUGCUGCGUUCGUAGUUGUAGUGACCGAGUCCGCCAUCAACACGGACGACUCGAGAAAACAUCCUACUAUAGUUUCCCUGCUUGGAAUCAGAAUCAAGGGACUGAAUACUCCGAAGUAACUAAGAAAAGACGGAUGGCCUGGUUAGAAGCCGUACAACGGACAGACAUAACAUACGGCACAAAUAUAAAUUUGAAAGUGUGUUCCAGACAUUUUCACUCAGGCAAACCAGCACAUUCAAUGGAUGUCUUAAACCCUGACUGGGUUCCGAGCCUUCACCUACAGCAUGAAGAUACACCCGCCAUAAAGUCACCGGAUCACUACUAUCACAGAUUUGUAAAAUGGCAAAAGAAAAGGUCAGCAUCAAGACAACACACAGAAUUCCAAACGCUGGGAGAUGUCAAGAAACUUGUUAACAAGACACAGGCACCACAAAAAAAGGAAGUGGAAGACCCAACAGAGGCUAUGGCGGUUGACAGCGUACAAGCGGUAAAUCCCAUAGAAGUGGCUGGCGAUGUGAAAAAGGAUGAGGAAUUGGUUAAGGGUGUGGAAGUACCACAAGAAUCGGCAUCCCAGAUACAUCGAUUUUUGGGGCAGAGCAGCUCUGAAGAACUUGCAUUUUUGUUGCCAAUGAGGGAGCUUUGCUGUGAGCUACACAAAAAUAACAUGGAUGAAAACUUCUUCAAAGCCAAUGCACAUACCAUCGAAUAUUACACAGGAAUACCAAGCCUUGCUACUUUUAUGGUGGUAUUAGAUGAGGUUAAGCCUUCGUUGCCAGUGUCCAAGCUGUCCCCCUUUCAUAUGGUGUUAUUGACACUUGCUCGUCUAAGGCUUGGAAUUUCAAUUGAACACCUAGCACAACUCCUCGAGGUUUCAUGUGAAACUAUUUACACUGCAUUUACCAACACUGUAGAUGUGUUGUAUUCAUGCCUUAACUCCUUGGUACUGUGGCCCAAAAGGCAUUGUUUGCAAGCCAUGAUGCCAUGUUGGUUUUUGGAAACCUUUGGCAAACGUGUAGCCAUUAUUGUUGACUGCUUCCAAAUGCAUAUAGAGAGGCAAUCAAGGGUCACCCAAACACAAAGGCAGUCAUGGUCUUCCAACAGAAACACACACACUGUAAAAUACCUGCUUGGUAUCACGCCACAAGGUGCAAUAGUGUUUAUUUCUAAGGAAUGGGGGAGUUGUGCAUCUGACAUACAGGUCACCGAGAAUUGCGGCCUCCUUGAUGAACUGCUACCAGGUGAUAUUGUUUUGUCUGAUCGAGGAUUUGAUAUCGAAGACAACAAGGGCCUGUGGUGUGCCACGGUCAAAAACCAUUGGCCCUCAAACAAACAUCUACUCGAACCCAAGAAUGUGGUAAACACACCAGCAAUAGUAAAGCUGAGGAAUCUUGUGAAAGGAGUGAUUGAUAAUGUGCGCAUAAAGUCUGCGAUGCUACAUAACAGAAUACCUGCUAAUUUGUAUCUGCAAUGUAAGGACGAGGAGGUCACCUUUCUUCACAAGAUUGUGAGCAUUUGCUGUACUGUGUCCAACCUGUGUCCAAGUGUUAAUGUCACACUGGAUGGGUCCAAAAAUGUGCACAUGUAAUAUGACAAUUAGUGUAUUGAUAUGACUUCUUUCUGCAAACGUUGUCUCUUUUUGUUCAAUAAAAUGUUUUAAGUGGGACACUGUUGUUUUUGAGCAAUAUUUGUCCACAAGCUCUACAUGGAUACAUUAUACAUAGUGCCUUACUUAAUUUUGCUCUCAUUAAUACGUGUAGCACGAAUUUCUGCAUUUGCCAAAAGCAUCACAUAUUAUUUUCUUA
Messenger RNA from Doryrhamphus excisus (bluestripe pipefish), 1965 nucleotides. The record is from RefSeq and is a predicted model, not a curated record. Lineage: Eukaryota; Metazoa; Chordata; Actinopteri; Syngnathiformes; Syngnathidae.